Danio rerio (zebrafish) is the source of this 1597-nucleotide messenger RNA. RefSeq names its product adiponectin receptor 1b (gene adipor1b). NCBI's taxonomy places the organism in Eukaryota, Metazoa, Chordata, Actinopteri, Cypriniformes, Danionidae. Gene Ontology annotation, cellular component: membrane. The record is from RefSeq and is marked provisional.
GGUGCAUCAGCAUCACCUGAUGAGAAUGAAGAUGAAAAGGAAGAAGGAGGUUUGCGGGUGGUUACACUGCCCAUGCAAGCACACCAUGCCAUGGAGAAGAUGGAGGAGUUCGUGCAUAAGAUAUGGGAGGGACAUUGGCGAGUUAUUCCAUACCAUCUCCUCCCCGACUGGCUAAAGGACAAUGAUUACCUUCUGCAUGGGCAUCGUCCACCCAUGCCGUCCUUCCGAGCCUGUUUUGGGAGCAUCUUCAGGAUUCAUACUGAAACUGGAAACAUCUGGACACACCUGCUGGGCCUAAUUCUGUUCCUCUGCUUGGGCACACUGACAAUGCUGCGGCCCAACGUGUCGUUCAUGGCACCCGUGCAGGAGAAGGUGGUGUUUGGCGUGUUUUUCCUGGGUGCAGUGCUUUGUUUGUGCUUCUCCUGGCUUUUUCACACAGUCUACUGCCAUUCGGAGAAGGUUUCCAGAACUUUUUCCAAGUUGGAUUACUCUGGUAUCGCACUGUUGAUCAUGGGCUCAUUCGUUCCGUGGCUCUACUACUCAUUUUACUGCUCUCCUCAGCCGCGGCUCAUCUAUCUGUCUGUCGUAUGUGUUCUGGGUGUCGCUGCGAUCAUUGUGGCUCAAUGGGAUCGAUUUGCCACUCCUCGCCACCGGUCCACACGUGCAGGUGUUUUCCUGGGCCUCGGUCUGAGCGGACUUGUUCCCACAAUGCACUUUACCAUAGCUGAGGGUUUUGUGAAGGCGACGACAGUGGGUCAGAUGGGCUGGUUCUAUCUGAUGGGGGCCAUGUACAUCAGUGGAGCAGCACUGUACGCAGCACGCAUACCUGAACGUUACUUCCCUGGAAGAUGUGACAUCUGGUUUCAGUCUCAUCAGAUAUUCCAUGUUCUAGUGGUUGGAGCGGCGUUUGUUCAUUUCUAUGGGAUCUCAAACCUGCAGGAGUUUCGCUAUGGUCUGGAAGGAGGCUGCACUGACGACACUCUGCUGUAAAAAAGUAAAAAAGAAAACAAAUCACUUGAACUUUGGCCAGUGCCUGCUCACUUCACAAUGAACCUAGACCCGACACAGUGCUGAUUUCCAACUUUUUAUUAUACCUGAAGGAUUUUAACAUGUAUUGGAAUAAGAUGUUUAUUUCUUAAGACGCUUAACAUUUCUUGAUAAUUGAGGCAGUCUUGUGUUUAUAUUGUUCUUUACUAUUCCAAUACAGCACAGCAAUUAUUGUAAAUCACUGGAAUGAGUCAUAUAGUAUUACAGAGGUGGCAAUACCUCCAACACGUUUUCUUUUUGCUCUCCCUGAUCUAAUAAGUGGUUUUUCAUCAAGGACUUGAUUUACUGGUUUGUGGUUCUCUACUUUCUGAGACUUUGAGGGAAGAUGCAUAUAUACAUGCUUUGGUCUCAGUUGUCUCAAACCUGUCUGCAUGAUCAUUUAUUAACUUUUGACCUGAAAUGUUUGACCCAGGGCUUUAGCAGUGGGAUUCAGAUCCAGGCAAAUGCUGUUUUAUCUUUUGUUUGAGUGAAUCAGGGUUUCAGUCCAGGUUACUUGCCGAGAUUUUGAAAGUCAAGAUAUUUAAAAUGAGCAGAAUAAAGAUGAAACUCA